Strongylus vulgaris is the source of this 441-nucleotide messenger RNA. The record is from the annotation of a GenBank genome assembly. Lineage: Eukaryota; Metazoa; Nematoda; Chromadorea; Rhabditida; Strongylidae.
AUGAAUCGUCUUUCGGUAUUGCCGCGAGGCUUCGGCUCAUUCAAAUCACUGGAAAUCCUCGAUUUGACGUACAACAAUCUGAAUGAAAGGAAUACUUUGCGAGCUUUGUACCUCGGUGACAAUGAUUUCGAGUUGCUACCAGGGGAUGUGAUGAAUCUGCGUAACCUUCAGAUCCUUGUUUUGCGCGAUAAUGAUCUGUUGGCAAUUCCACGAGAGGUUGGACACCUUACCAACUUGAAAGAGCUACAUGUCCAAGGAAAUCGACUCACUAUUCUACCGCCUGAGUUAGGACAGCUGGAUCUGAUUGGAAACAAGCAAGUGCUAAGGCUCGAACACAACCCAUGGGUCCCAAGUAUCCAGGAGCAAUUUGAUGCAAGAGGUGCUCAAGGCGUAAUGGAUUUUAUUCGCAGCGAUCAGUACAAAUACUUCUAUGGCCGACAG